AUGCGCGAAAUCCAACUCUCAGAGAAGCUAGAGAAAAUGCCGCUACCUUGCGAUUGUUUCGAUCUGAUUGGUGGUACGAGCACGGGAGGGAUCAUUGCGCUCAUGCUGGGCCGCCUUCGCAUGUCCGUCGACGAUGCCCUCCACACGUACGCCAAGCUUUCAAGGGAGGUAUUCUCAGACAAAAAACUUCGUGGGGAUGGAGUCUUCAAAGCGAGUAAGCUAGAGUCUGCGAUAAAGAAAGUGAUCUCAGCACAACCCGCGGCUAUGAAUGAUUCGGAGGCGAGGAUGAGGGAUGAUGCGUCCUCUAGUGUAUCGUGCAGGACGUUCGUCUGCGUUACGGUUCCAAACGCUCUAGGUGCACCCACUCCCACGCUCUUCCGCACCUACGAACCACGCCACGAACGCUUCGUCAACUGUAAGAUCUGGGAAGCCGCUCGCGCUACAUCCGCUGCGCCUACAUUCUUCAAGGCGGUCGAGAUUGACAAUGGGUUUGGCGUUCGCAGUCGCUAUACUGAUGGCGGCAUUGGUUAUAACAACCCUGCCGGUGUUGUGCUUCAUGAGGCAUCUUCGAUAUUCCCAGAGCGAAAUAUUGCCUGUAUGAUCAGCAUUGGGGCCGGAAAGCUGAAAGUUUCUAGCCUAGAUAAACCUAGUUUCAUUCAGCGUAUCAUGCCACGCAUUAAUAUUGCUGUCGCUAUCGCAAACAUCGUCACAGACUGCGAAAAGGUCGCAGAGGAUAUGGAGCACCGCUUUCAUAAUUCACCUGGUGUUUAUUUUCGUUUU
Molecule: messenger RNA, 780 nt
Organism: Stereum hirsutum FP-91666 SS1
Lineage: Eukaryota; Fungi; Basidiomycota; Agaricomycetes; Russulales; Stereaceae
Product: FabD/lysophospholipase-like protein
Exons: 3
Biological process (GO): arachidonate metabolic process
Cellular component (GO): membrane
Source: RefSeq, a predicted model, not a curated record